AUGUCAACCAAGAAACCGCCGGUGAACUUUACACGAAUGAAUUUUAUGGUCAAAGCGUACCUGAUCAUAUCAUUAAUUAACCUUGAUAAUGUCUCGUUAGAUGUGUAUGCGGAUUCCGACUCGGAGGAUGACCCUAGGUGUCAAGAACCUGAAGAAAUUGUUAAUGAAACGCCAAAGAAAGUAAAAUCCCCCAGGAAAACAAGAAUCAAGUCGCGUAAAUUACUGGCGAGUAACUUGACACCCCAAAGUCACAAGGAAAAACAUAUGAAGGCUCAUUCAACUAAGAAAACAUAUCCAAAUUCGGAAGUAAAAGAUUUACAACAAGUACUUGAGGCGGUAAAUUCUUGCAACAAAAGAAUAGAUAACUUGGAAACCAUUACUGCCAAUCUGGACAAAAAUUUGACUAAUUCUGUUUUUGACUGUAGAGUUGUGAAUAAUAUGGUGUGUGAAUUGAAAAGCGAGUUAUUCACAUCAAUCGACAGCAAAUUGAAGCACCAACUAUCAGUAAUGCGAGAAGACCAAAAUAGUUUCAAAAAUGAAAUGGAAGAGAAAUUAAAAAAAGCAGAAACAGAAGUGAAACGGCUCCAAGGUCGGGUCAGGUCACUUGUGGAAGAGAAAACCAAUCUGUUGAAGCGGAUAAAAAGCUUAGAAAUUGACAAUAAAACAUUUAAAGACGAAGUAAGUUCGCUAAAUACAGCUAUAAAAGUAAACUAUAAUGAUGAUAUCAACACAAAUCCAACGUUAAUACAGUGUGAAAAUUCAGUUGUUGACUCAACCAAAGAAGCUAAUCCAGACGCUGCUGCUAAUAAUUCUCCCAAUAUCACUGCUGCCGAAAACCCUGACACCGAAACUCCCAACGUUAAAAUUCCGGACAAUGGAAAUGCUACCAAUCAUGACGAAUAUGACUUUGUCAUGUUAUGUGACUCGAACAGGAAAUUCUUAAACAUAAGUAAGCUGUGUUCGAGUAGACAUAGCAAAAUCAUUCCCUGUAAUACAACAAAAAAGGCCAAAGAAAUUCUAGAGUCGCCCAGAUUUGAUGUCAAAAAAGGAAUCAUCAUAAACACAGGAGUCAAUGACCUUGAGAACCUAUCUGCAGGCGAGAUUGUAAAAUCCCAAGUUCAAAUGACAAAUAUGGCGGCAAAAAGAUUUCCGGGAAGACAAAUUUUUCUAUGUGGUAUCACUCCAAGAGUUAGAUAGAAAAAUCCCUGACAUUAAUGAUGACAUUGAUGAGGAGAUCAAAGAUAUCCCCAAUGUUAGCCACGUAUAUAAUGGGAAUCUACGUAAUGGCAAACUGUACUUUGAUGUCAAACAUUUGAAUAGAAGAUUUGGUAUCCCCGCUUUGGAAAAGAACAUCAAGAAUGAGUUGCGUAAGAUUUUCGGGGGUAACAGAAAGGAAAACACCAGCACCCAACAAAAGAGUGUACCUAGCAAUCAAAACCAGGAAGGAAGUCACCACAGUAAUGCAGGUCAAGUUCAAAACUUCGAUAAGGAGUUGGGGAGGAGUCCGCAGGAAGAUACACAGAAUGCAGUAUUUCUACCAACGAUGACUGGUAUUCAGGAUGAACGUAAACAG
Messenger RNA from Paramuricea clavata, 1573 nucleotides. The record is from the annotation of a GenBank genome assembly. Lineage: Eukaryota; Metazoa; Cnidaria; Anthozoa; Malacalcyonacea; Plexauridae.